CUGGAUAUCACUAAAACCUGCACUGUUGGUGUGCCUUGAGGACCGCGGUUGGGAAUGCGUGCCCUAGGGAGUAAACCGAUCUGCAGAGAGGUGGAACAGAGGUUUUUGGAGACACCUAUAGAUAAGAUGUGUGAAAUGGGGAGGCACAGUAGUAUAGAGGCAGAUAAAAGACCAGCGCUAAAAGCAGCCAAUCAAAAGAAUAACUGGCAGAAGCAGAACAUCAAAAAACCAGCAGCACAUCUGAUUGCAACAGCUCUUCACUACAGCACACCCCAGCAGAAAGGCAAGGAUUUCCCAGACACAGAGAGAUGCAGCACAGUUCAGAUGCAGUAUAACAACAAUAUUUAUUCUGUAAUCUGGGGUGUGCAGCCAUCACAGAGCAACACCAUGAAAUGGAUCUCUGAGAGUGACGUGGCCUUCACCCGCAAAGUGACGCACCUCAACGACACAACACUUGUGACUCCUCGGAAAGGCAUCUAUUAUGUCUACUGUCAAGUUGGAUUUGGGGGCACGAAUACUAAUUUAAGACUGAGCAGCGAAGUCAUAACCUGGAGUGAAUCCUUCAAUGCUAAUGUCACCCUACUGGUUGGCUCGGAGACUAUAUCUGGUCCCCCUUUGGGCCACAAAUUGUGGCGUACCAGUCUGAACCAGGGAGGGCUGGCAAACCUGAGGGCUGGACAAAAGCUGUAUGUCCACAUCAGCCAUCCCGAGCUUGUAGAUUAUACGGAGGGAAAGACAUUUUUUGGACUUGUCAUGGUGUCCUGAGUUAGUGAAUUUAAAUGCACAGAAACGGGUCAUAUGUCCUUUGAUGUUCUAGAUAAAUAUUCCUUGUUACUGCAAUUGCCAACUGUGGUGGGAAACUGCUUUUCAGUAUUUGUAAGAAAAGCAUAUGUCACUUUUACAUCCAUGUACUGUGCAAAUGUAUACAUAUUUACUAAAAUAAAUGUACAAGCAAU
This is a messenger RNA of Pseudophryne corroboree (corroboree frog), 956 nucleotides long. It is a transcript of the gene LTB, whose product is annotated as lymphotoxin beta. Gene Ontology annotation, molecular function: tumor necrosis factor receptor binding. The coding region runs from base 55 to 765 and encodes 236 amino acids. The record is from RefSeq and is a predicted model, not a curated record. NCBI's taxonomy places the organism in Eukaryota, Metazoa, Chordata, Amphibia, Anura, Myobatrachidae. Gene Ontology annotation, biological process: immune response. The transcript is spliced from 5 exons. Gene Ontology annotation, cellular component: membrane.